GCCGAAAAUAAAUCCGUAACACGAAGCGUGGAAUUCCAAAUGGAAGCGCUAUUUCCUUCCGAAUAGCCGUCUUGGCUAACUAGACUCUUGAAACUGGCGAAUGAUAGCCUAAAGAGGAAGUAACUUUUUGCGAUUACGAAAGCACAUGUUCAUGUUCGGGCUUUACGGGACGCGGCCUGCUGGAUGCUGCAUUGCACAUUGGACGGGAUCAGACAGAUUUGGUGAAAUGGGAUUCGUGACUUGAUCGGAUGCAAGGGCCAGGUCCGGCCGAAUCAGCCACGUGUCUUAAAAGCCGCACACUACUGGCGGAAUGGGAGUUUGGGGGGACGAAGCAUCAGGGACUUGACUUGAAGAAUAUCCAUCUAUACGUGCUCUGGGCGUCGAUGGUUGGAGUCGGAGGACAGCGGUGGACAGUGGUGGAUGGACAGGUCACAGCGGUGCAGCAGCCAGCGGUCGGAACGUCAAAAAAGACGGAGAUUCCAAAAAUGACGGCAUUUUGUUGGCUGCUGACAAGGGCUGACAAGGGCCUGAAGGAAGCCCAGGCGCUGAGAUGCGGCUCCUCGGCAGCCAAGACAAUCAGGAAGCAGAAAAGAAGGCGCCCUGAGGCAAACGCAUUGCUUGUGUGGCCUGCACAGGGACAAUUGGGGGACGCUGGAACAGGGGGGGAAGAUGGGACGAUGGAUCGAUGUGACGCUGCUUUAAGCCGUGUGUUAGGAUUGAUAGACGAAGAGUGCGUAGGAGCAACUUAAAGCACGAGUCAGCGGUCAGCAUCACGACCACGUGACCCGGACCUUGAAAAGCCCGCGACUCCGGCAGAGCGGCGACAGCGCUUCGGCUGUUUUUGGCUAGACGCGCUGCUUUGACACGACUUGGGGGACCAAGACAAGAUUGGAUCUCUGGC
Molecule: messenger RNA, 901 nt
Organism: Ilyonectria robusta
Lineage: Eukaryota; Fungi; Ascomycota; Sordariomycetes; Hypocreales; Nectriaceae
Exons: 1
Coding region: 249-749 (166 amino acids)
Source: RefSeq, a predicted model, not a curated record